Messenger RNA from Dictyostelium purpureum, 177 nucleotides. RefSeq lists its product as uncharacterized. Lineage: Eukaryota; Evosea; Eumycetozoa; Dictyosteliales; Dictyosteliaceae. The transcript has a single exon. The coding region runs from base 1 to 177 and encodes 58 amino acids. The record is from RefSeq and is a predicted model, not a curated record.
AUGGAAAACACCACGUCAGCUUCUAAUGCAAAUAAUAAUGAUGAAGAGGAGUUAAGAGUGCUCGAGUUUUAUAGUGGAAUUGGUGGUAUGCAUUAUGGGUUAAAGGAAUCAGGAGUAAAAUUUGAGGUUGUUCAAUCAUUCGAUAUUAAUACAAAUGCAAUUUUAAACUAUAAAUAG